Oppia nitens is the source of this 3492-nucleotide messenger RNA. RefSeq lists its product as uncharacterized. Gene Ontology annotation, molecular function: ATP binding; protein kinase activity. NCBI's taxonomy places the organism in Eukaryota, Metazoa, Arthropoda, Arachnida, Sarcoptiformes, Oppiidae. Gene Ontology annotation, biological process: protein phosphorylation. The record is from RefSeq and is a predicted model, not a curated record. The coding region runs from base 1 to 3492 and encodes 1163 amino acids. The transcript is spliced from 11 exons.
AUGUCUAUGGAAUACAAUUUUUGGAUAACUGAUUUUAUAUCAGAGACAAUAAACUCUCAAUUUAUGAACUUUCAAUUGAGUCAAACUGAUUGCCAGCUAAUUGCUGAACAAAGAUACUUAACUGAAAUAUUGACGGCUCAACAAUUGGAAAAUGAGAAUGCUCAUUUAAAAUCUAUCACCUUGAUCUAUAGUAAACUUGAGUUUAGAUAUGAAAGAGAUAUCAAAGAUUUUGAAGCACAUUAUCAUGAGUUGAAUCCGACGGAUAAGUUGGUAAAUAAAUUGGAUCAGUUGGUCAAAGGACAGGCAGUUUUAAUACAGAACUCAAACCACAACAACCGUAUUAUGCAGUCAUAUCCAGAGUCUCGUUUAGAAAAUUGUAUUGAAAAAGGGUUUUACAAAGAUAUGUUAGCCAAACAACAUGUUGUUAUAUCAAUGUUAAGCAAAAUGAUUGAUAUGUCUGCCAAACAACGUAAAAUCCUAUCCCGUAGUUUUGCCAGUGUUUUGUUUAACUUGUAUUUUAGGCCAAAACCGAUGCGCGUUUGCAGCACUUUAGAUGAUAUCAUGACUAACCAUCGGAUCUAUGUCUUAGAACCGAAAAAUGCAACAAAAGAUUUGUUUCUAAUUAAAAAGCAAAUGUAUUACCACUUAAAAGAGCGUAUUUUGAAAAGUCAUGAAAUGUUUACAAUACGUGCAAAGUGGACAUUUGGCAAUCGCACCGUUACCAACAAAAUAACAGAUUAUUCAUUGGCUUUAAAUGAGGUACUCAAUGGACGGGCUGUUAUGUUACAGGACUCGACAACUAAUAAAGAUAUCCUACAAAACUUUCCCAUUUCUAAUCUAAUAACAUCUACAGAUAAUUAUUUUCCUCUUAAUUUGGCUUAUUUUCUUUUAAUACACGCGAAACGUUUAGAAAAUGAGUAUCGAUUAAGUAGUAACUGCAUCGGCGCCGGUACUUAUGGUAUAGUCAUAAAAGCAGAAAACAAAAUUGAUCUCAAAGAGUAUGCCAUCAAAAUGAUUAUCAUUGUCGGCGAUAAUGAAGAUGAAAUAGAGAAUGAGUUUCAAAAUAAGAUACAUGAGCUAAAGGUAUGGGCAAAACUCAACUAUAUUGAGUGCGUUCAAUACCGCAGCGCUUGGCUGGAAAAGGAUGAACAAUCGCGACAACGGUUUCUCAAGUAUUGGACAGAAGGUAUGACAAAGUGGUCGGUCAAAGAUACCGAUGAAAUUGAUUUUCAUCGACGUAUCCGUGAAAAGGCUAAACAUUUUGUAAUACUUCACAUCCAAAUGGAUUUAUGUUGUCUAUCACUUCGAGAUGUGUUGACACAAAUGGAUGACUAUUUUCAAUCCAAUGAUAACUUAGAUUUACUUUAUAUCAAAUAUUAUAUGUCAUCUGAAUUGUUGAUUGAGAUACUGAAAGCAGUCAACCGUUUGCAUACAAAUCGUCCUGAAAUAAUACACAGAGAUAUUAAACCGGAAAAUAUAUUAAUACAGCCAUAUGGUGACCAUGGUCAUGUCAUUAAAUUAGGUGAUUUUGGACUAUCAGUUAUACACGAGUACAGUGAUCAGUCACAUUCAACGAUGAAAGGCACCGAACCCUAUAUGGCUAAUGAGGUGAUAGAGGGAAGAACAGAAGGACUCCGAGCAACAUAUGAUACCAAAGCUGAUGUCUAUAGUGUCGGUGUACUYAUAACUAUGGAUUUGUUUAAUUUUAAUAUAAAAUUAAUUGAGCAAUGUAAUUUAAGUGCAAAAUAUGACCUGAUUUGUUCAUUGGCUUAUAUGGCUCAGAGUGGUGUGUUUGCUACCCGACCAACUUGUAAGGACAUACUAAAUGAUAAAAAUCAAUGGGCGCUAAAUAUAAGUCAUGUCAAACAUCUUAUUGAAAAAUAUGUUCAAUUGGAUAAUCAAUACGAUAUAAUCACACAUUUUAUUCAAAGUUGUGUCAAACAAUUGUUAAGUCAGACAUCGAUUUCAUCCAAUGAUAUAAUAAUGACUGAAGAAGUGAAUGUCAAUAUUGCCGAUGAAGUCAUUGUUGGCGACAAUCAAAGCUGUUGUCAAACAAACUUUGAUAUCAACGAUGAUAUCAACUUCUUUGAUGACAUCAAUUUUGAGACCAUUGAUGACAACUUUGUCGACUUUGUACUCAAUGACAAUAACGACAAAAGUGUUGUCACAAACAACUCUUCGGACACCAAUUUGGAUGUAUUGGAGGAUAUCAUUGAAAGUAAAUGUUCUUUCACUCAAAUACUUCAUAUGUUAGAAACUAUUGACAACAAUAAUGAAACUACAGAUCAAUCAAUUGACAAUAUUAAUGAUGAAAGUAAUGACAAUUGUGUGAUAAUACCAAAACCCAUACCAAAGUCUCACCGAAAGAAGUCGACUGACACUAAAUCAGGCAAACAAUUAAGGUUUUUAUUUAAACAAUACGGUCUUCGGGUUAACAAAACUGCCGAUCAUUUGCCUGCAAAUCAAGUGAUUGAUCCGUCGAUCGAGAAAAUAACAACAAGAAGUGCUUAUAAGUCGACAACAAUUACCGGUAAUUGUAGGAAAAUCUCGACUAAAAUACACACAAAUAAUAAUAACAAUGACGACGAAGACGACGACGAAGACAACGAAAACAAAGAAGACAACGAAAACAACGAAGACAACGAAGACAACGAAGACAACGAAGACAACGAAAACAACGAAGACAAAGAAGACAAAGAAGACAACGAAGACAACGAAGACAACGAAAACAAAAAAGACAACGAAGACAAAGAAGACAAAGAAGACAAAGAAGACAACGAAGACAACGAAGACAACGAAAACAAAAAAGACAACGAAGACAAAGAAGACAAAGAAGACAACGAAGACAACGAAGACAACGAAAACAAAAAAGACAACGAAGACAAAGAAGACAAAGAUGCUGUUGUUGAUGAUGAUGUCAAUAACAUCUACGACGACAAUAACAAUUGCAAUCAUAAUAAUAAUAUCAUGAAAUCGCAACCAAAACCCGUAACAAAAGAAAAUAUAGUUAAUAGCAGACAAUUACCAUCAAUACUAAUAAACAAACUCAAUAUGAAUCCAAUAAUACCAUUAAUACGAUUACAAUUACCCUAUGAAAUGAUGCCUAUUGUAAAGAUACCACUCGUGAGGAUGCCAAUCAUGAAGACUCAUUACACUAACAAAUUGAAACCAAAUCCAAAUAGUCUGCUAAGUCAUAGAUCUGAUGACAAUACACUUAGUGGUCAACAGAAAGUGGUGUCAAAUAAAAUAAUCAAUAAUGAAAAUAAUGAAAGAGUUAGACAUAGAGGUCGACCACCAAAAUCAUUGAAAAAUCGAAGUCAAAGUUUAAAUAUGAAUCAAACAAUCAAAAGAUGUCUGAAAAGGAUUGUUUCGAAAAGACAUAAAUUGAUGAAUAAAGUCAUUAUGAAUAGAGUUUACCUUAAGAUUAAGAUAUCGCAGCGAUGGUCAUCAAAGUCAUUGCUUAAUGUGAGACCAAUUAAGUUAAUCAGUUAA